Messenger RNA from Penicillium alfredii, 3033 nucleotides. Its product is annotated as putative AP-3 complex subunit delta. Lineage: Eukaryota; Fungi; Ascomycota; Eurotiomycetes; Eurotiales; Aspergillaceae. The annotation marks the transcript as partial. Gene Ontology annotation, cellular component: membrane coat; AP-3 adaptor complex; endosome membrane. Gene Ontology annotation, biological process: Golgi to vacuole transport; protein targeting to vacuole. The record is from RefSeq and is a predicted model, not a curated record. The transcript is spliced from 4 exons.
GCCGUGUUGAACCUACUUCAGCUGACUAUUAUAUGGGUGUCUAGGUUUGAAAAAUCACUCUAUGACCUUAUCAAAGGUCUUCGAAACCAUAAAGGUGGGGAGGAUGACUAUAUCCAAAGUUGUCUGCGGGAAUGUAAGGCGGAGAUCAAGACACAGGACAUGGGUAUGCUUCGUUCCUUCCCCUCAUCAUCUCUCAAAAUACUGAACUGGGAUAUAGACAAAAAGGCCACAGCGCUCCUGAAACUUAUUUAUCUGGAAAUGUUUGGAUAUGAUAUGUCAUGGGCCUCUUUCCAUGUGCUAGAGGUCAUGUCGUCCGCCAAAUACCUACAGAAGAGAGUUGGCUACCUUGGAGCAGUGCAAAGCUUCCGCUCAGAUACAGAAGUCUUGAUGCUGGCGACCAAUCUGUUGAAGAAGGCUCGUAGUGACAUCGGAUCCUCCAAUGUUCCCAACAUGUCCCUUCCCCUGAUUACCCUACCGCAUAUCAUUACACCGUCUUUAGCGAUGUCCUUGCUUCCUGAUAUACUCUCCCGCCUCUCGCAUUCAAACGCCACAGUGCGCAAGAAGACAAUUGUCUGUCUCUAUCGGUUUGCCUUGGUAUAUCCUGAGGCUUUAAAGCUUUCGUGGCCCAAAAUCAAGGACCAUCUGAUGGACGAUCAAGAAGAUAGUAGUGUCACAACAACGGCAAUUAAUGUGGUCUGCGAGCUGGGCUGGCGACGACCUCAUGAUUUCCUUCCCCUGGCACCCAGAUUCUUUGAGCUUCUUGUGGAUAGUGGCAAUAAUUGGAUGGCCAUCAAAAUCAUCAAAUUGUUUGCGACUUUGACCCCGCUAGAGCCACGACUAACCCGGAAGCUCCUGCGGCCAUUGACCAACCUGAUUCAGACUACUACCGCCAUGUCUCUACUCUAUGAGUGCAUCAAUGGCAUCAUUCAAGGAGGUAUCCUGGACGGCGAAGAAAGCCUUCAAGAAAGGGACGAAGUUGCAACACUUUGCGUUGGUAAAUUACGUGGCAUGAUUGUCAUAGACGCGGAUCCCAAUCUCAAAUACGUUGCCCUGCUUGCCCUGAAUCGAAUUGUCACGACGCAUCCCAUCUUAGUUUCUAUGCAGCAGGAUGUCAUCAUGGACUGUCUGGAUGACCCAGAUAUUUCCAUUCGGUUACAGGCAUUAGAGCUAGCUGCUGGAAUGGUCAGCGCAGAUACAGUUCAGCCAGUAAUCAGCCGUCUCCUUGAUCAGCUGCAACAGGCCUCUGUCUCAAGUCCACGGGAUACAUCAAAUUUCGAGGGUGCUGCAUCUGCUCACCCUGAAAGCAGAGGCUCUGAAGGGGAGAACGCCCGUGGCCUCGGGACAGACAACACUGCUGCCUUGCCCAACGAGUAUCGAAUCGAGGUUAUCCAUCGGAUCCUGGAUAUUUGUUCACAAGAUAAUUACUCUGAGGUCGUCGAUUUUGAAUGGUAUGUCGGUGUUUUAGUGCAGCUCGUGGGCCUCCUUCCACCGUCAGAGCCAGAGGAUUGGCAGGGCCAUCAUACAAGCCACACGGUGUCAAACUCGAGAACAAACGUUGCUUUUCGAAUAGGGUCCGAGAUUCGCAACGUUGCUAUCCGUGUCAAGGGGGUACGCCUGGAAGCCACCAGGGCCGCCGAAUCCCUCAUGCUUACCGGCAGCCGAUCAUGCUUCUUCCCUGUCAGUUCGAAUGUCGGCGACGGUGUUCUGGGACCCGUCGCUUGGGUAGUCGGCGAAUAUGCCGAACAUCUCCUAUCCCCUAUUCGGACCCUGCAGUCGUUGAUUGACAGUUCUAAUGUUUCCCUGCCCCCGAAAACACUUUCCUUGUUUCUACAGGCAAUCCCAAAGGUAUUUGUUCAGGUGAGUCGGGGUGGCUCGCUUGGGAAUCCAUGGAAGAGUGAAAUGUCUCUCUUGCUGGCCCGAGUGGUGGAAUUUCUCGAAACGCUGGCAGCCCAUCCGGAUUUGGAUGUGCAAGAACGAGCCAUCGAGUUCCUCGAGAUCCUCCGACUGGCGGCAGAGGCGAUGCAUUCUGAAACAGAGGACAUCCCGUUUCUUCUCGCCUCGAUAAUACCAAGUCUAUUCAUGGGGCUGGAGCUGAACCCCGUCGCAGUCGGCGCUCAAAAGAAGAUCGUCUUGCCUCUGAGUCUGCACCUGAAUGAGGCAUUCAAUGAUGAUCUGCCUAGCCUGUUCCGCGGGUUGGACAGCUCCUCCCUCGAGUCCAGCCAUCAUGAUGUUUGGCAAUUUUACUACACCCCGGAAAGCACUGCAGAGUCAAACAAAGAGUCACGCGAGGUUGGACUAGCUGAUGCACACCUCCAUUCAUCAUCCUACCAGAACUUUCCUGGUGGUUCGAGCAAUUCUUUUCGUGGGAUUGAGAGACGAAGGAUGGAACGCAGAGAACGCUUCCGGGAUGAUCCUUUCUAUAUUGCUCCUUCCGAUGGGUCUUCUGGCACGUCUACGCCAUUCCAUGAGGUGCUCAAUACAUCCAAUGGCGAUGGCUUAGACAUCGAUUCUAUUCCCAUUGUUGACCUAAAAUUGGACAAUGAGCCACCGGGACUCCUAGGUCGGGACCUGCUGGGCUCUCACGAGAGCCGCCAAGUCCGACCGAGAAAAAUGGAGGUGACUGCAGACGAAACAUUUGGGUCCGAAAACCCGCCGGGCGAUUCUCUGCCUGGGGUGGAGUCUACCGGCUUGAAGCGUUCUUUACUUCAGGUUGACUCGAGUGGGCUCGGGCACUUUUCUUUGGGACGAGACCGAGACGUGGCCGUGUCCGGGGAUGAGGGUGAGACCGAAAUGAUGAAGGCCAUGCAGCGGGUGGAGGAGGUACGAUUACGGAUGCAAAGAGCGUCGGAGCGGAUCCAACUGGAAGGGACCCCGGCAGAAGGAACGCUUGUGAAGAGAAAGAAGAAGGGGAAGAAACAAAAGGAUGUUGGUCCCGAGGACGGGCAGCUCACUCAGAUUGUGAAGAAGAAGAAAAAGAAAGCCGCUGGGAAAGUUCCCGAGGUUGACCCGUCUGGUCCCACGGGAAGCGAGUGA